CCGACGCCAAAAAUCCAUGACUUUCCUCUCUUCCUCGUCUGCAAUCUCCAUGCACAUGGCAUGGGGCUUCUAGUUCUGCAUCUACCCUUGAUAAUUGAAUCAUAGCGGUCUAUAUUAUUCUCCAAUUCCUUCUUUCUCAGUUCUUAUCUGUUCUAACCUAAUGGGCAAAAAUCAAGCCUAUAAAGCUAUGCAGAGAGCCAGGCUGGGCGCCGGCUCUGCCGGGCCCGAGGAGGUUGAAGACGGCAUGGUGGAUGGUUCUUUUCAUUCACCAGAGUGGCAUGCUGCUCGUUUGGCUAGCCUUAAUACCUCCCACACAAUUACCUGGGAGGAGUUUAAAAGGAAAAAGAAGGAAGAAGAAAUGAGAAAAGGGGAGUUGGAAGCAGAUGCGGAUAGGAUGAUGAGAGAGUACAGAGCUCAACUAGAUGCUGAAAGGGCACGCAAGCUUGCCCAAGGAAGAAAUCACUCUGCUAGCAAAUCUAAACAUGGAAAAGAUAAAAGGUACAAAUUUCCAAAGAAGCACAGCAGCAAAAAGAGAAAGCAUUCGAGAAGGUCUUCUGAAUCUAGUUCUUCUGGAUCAUCUUCAUAUUCUUCUAGUAGUGAUGAUGAGAGAGCAUCGAGAAGAUCUAAGUCCACUUCUAAGAGGUCAAAGAAGGAGAAGAAGCACAAGUCAAGAAGCAAGGUUGCGGAUGAUGAAAAUGAAGACGCAGAUGGUCCAGUUCCCCUUUCAAGAUUCUUUGGAAACAUCAAGAGCUAAUAUAGUGAUAUCAUAUACCUGGCUGUGUACCGAAGAUCUAAUUUUACUUUCAUUUUUUUGUUUGUGUUAGAAUGUGAAUUCUGAUCAGCGUUAGUUUCGUAUAGUCUAUGUGUACGUUCUUUACAGGAAUUUAAUUUUGUAUGGCGUAUUUAUGUUUUAGAAGGAUCAUUGUCUGGGUUUAUCCGAGCGACGGGGGACAUCUUGAGUUGGACAAUAAUCAUUUGAAAUUGCCUGGCAAUGAAUUAUUUUUCUUUGGGAA
Messenger RNA from Neltuma alba, 1013 nucleotides. Its product is annotated as pre-mRNA-processing factor 40 homolog A-like. The record is from RefSeq and is a predicted model, not a curated record. The transcript is spliced from 5 exons. Lineage: Eukaryota; Viridiplantae; Streptophyta; Magnoliopsida; Fabales; Fabaceae. The coding region runs from base 161 to 754 and encodes 197 amino acids.